UUUCCGUUGACGGAUUUAAAUGCUAGGGGCACCGCUUCUCUGAAGGGACGCUGAAACGGUUCCUGAUCGUUAGGCAGGUAACCACAGAAAGUAUUAUCUUUACAAGAAUGCCAGGUGUACCAGGUGUUAAGAAUACAGAGUAAUUACAGUCAAACACUAGCCAUGUCUUCGGCCAAGGAAGACACGUUAUCCCCAGAUGAGCUGAGGAAAAGACUCUAUCAAACUUUCAAAAGCAAAGGAGUGCUUGAUACACUCAAAACGCAGCUGCGGAAUCAGCUCAUCCAGGAGUUGAAACACCCUCCUCUGACUGGAGGAGAACCAGUUCCCAGACCAGUACACGUGAAAUCGGAACCCCUUUUGGUCUCGGCCUGUAACAGCAUAGUGGCCGAUCAUCUCCGCAGCUCAGGGUACGAGUACACCCUCUCUGUGUUCUACCCUGAGAGUGGCCUAUGCAAAGACAAGGUUGUCAUGACAGGAGACCUUCUUCAGCUUCUUAGAAUUAAUCCUGAAUCAGCGCUUCACCGAUCCCUGUCUUCAAACAAAGGCAACAGUGAUAAAGGGUUCCUGAUCGGCCUCCUGAAACAGCUAACACAUCAUUAUACUCACAGCCGGUGCCAUGAUGCUGACACUCAGACAACCAGCACAGCAAGUUAUGGAGAGUCUCUCGUCGAGAAGAUGAAAAUAAUCGACGAGGAAUAUGAAAGCUCCAAAUACAGCGGGGACAAAUGGUUUUCAUUCCAAUCAAAACUGGAUGCAUAUAGGAAAGAAACUGAAGCGCAGAUGCAAGCAGAAAUGAACACAAAGAUGCAACAUUUUAAAGAUGUGGAAAUUGCAACGGUGAGGAUGGAAGAAAAAGCAACAUUUCAUAAAGAAUUUGAUAAGCUGAAGCACGAGCUGGAGAGGACCUACGAGAUGAAGGCAAAGGCGUUGAUGGAGCGAGAGAAAAACGCCAUUGAUCGAUUACAAAAACAACAAGAGAUUGAAGAAAGAAAUAUGUACAUGCAGAGACAAUCGGUCCUGAAAGAAAUUGAAACGGUGCGAAACAGAGAGAAUGAGCUGAGGAUGAGAAUGGAGGCUUUUGAAAAGACAUGUCAAAUUCAUGAGGAGAAGGUCAGGACCUCCGAGGAGCUGCUGAGGAGGAGAGAACUGGCAGUGAAGACUAUGGAGGACACAUACGACCAAAGCCUGAAGAAUGAACUUUCCAGAUAUCAGCUUGAGUUGAAGGAUGAAUUCAUCAAGAGAACAGAAAAACUAACGGAGAAUGAGAACAGGAACAAAGUGGAAACUGUCCGUAUCCAAAAGGAGUCGGCUGUAAUUAAUGGCAAGUUAGAGGAGCACAGCAGAGCCUGUUCAGAGCUGAGACGGCUACAGUUUGAGCUAGACACGGCGCAGCAGCAGAUUUCUCUGCUGACUCAGCAGAAGGAGCUGUUAAGAGAAAGACUGGAGACCACGAGCGACUACCCCAGCGUGAAGAGGGAGAAAGCCGAGCUGCAGGGGCAGCAGCGACUGCUAAAGAAACAGCUGGAGGAGGCCCAAGAGGAGAACCGGCUUCUCCAUGCAGAUUUGAGCAAGCCGUCCAAGGAGCAGUUGUCCUUGCAGAUGGAGCUACGGAGGCUGCAGAGCGCUCGCAGUCUGGAUGAGGAAGAGUUUGACAACCAGAAACAGGCGCUUCAGGCACAGCUCCAGAGUGAGGUGGAGCGGUGUGUUCAGUUCAAGGCUCAGUUGAUGGAGUGUGAGGAGAGGUCACAGUGGAUGACUAACCACAUUGAGGAAAUUAAGAUGCAGCUUCGCCAAACUCAACAAGCUCUUGAAAAUGAAGUGCUGCGUAACCCCAAGCCGUCUCUUGUCGAUCGCUCGGUACUGGAGCUCAGCGCUGACAAGCUCGUUCCCCCUGACAUCUAUAUGGACAGAGCUCUGCUGAGGGCCACAGUAGGUUAUGAUGAUGUUUGUGAAGCAGGGGGGCCCUUGCGAGGACACACGUCGCCUUGGAGGGACUCUCCAGACUCCGACAUGGAGAUGGUGGCAGAGGCAAAGGCUCGGAUCCGGGAGCUGCAGAAGGAGGCUGAGACCUUGGAGGAAGCCUACAGGAGCUACCAUCAGAGGGCAGUGCGCUCCACCGUCUCACACAUGCUUCCCCCAGGACCUGUUUCCCCACAACGAGCACAUCCUUCACACCGUCCUGACUCUCCUUUAAGAAAACAAGCCGCUCACCAUUCACAUACACGCUCACCAAACAAAUCCAAGGCCUCGCAGAGACCGCUGUCUCCACGUAGCACCAGAGCCCUCUCCUCGGCACACUAUGACACAAGAACCGCACCACCCGCGCAACCAAGAGUGACCUUCUUGGAAGACCAUAGCCAACCCCAGUCCACAGUUUUCUCUGACCACAGUCUUCAUUCAUUGACUGAAAAUCUGUUUCUAAGAGACGGACACCCUCGGGAUGCAAACAGCCCUCCUUCCAGACGCCUGUCCUCCGCACCGCACUCGUCCUCCAGGAAAAAGCUUCAAAGAGAGAUUGCAGAAGAAGCAGUUGGGUCUCCGGUGGCGUUUCCAGAGUUGUCGUUUGACAGACGGCUCCCUCGUGCCCCCCACAACGAGGCGGCGACCACGGGUGACUUUUCCUCUGAGCUCAGUCCACCUCGCAGUCCUCAGCUCCAGAGCACAGCACGAGACCAGUCCAGUCCACCAAAGUUGCACCCCGUGUUCUCCAGCUCCGAGUCGUCCCCACAGCCGGAAAAAAUAAGCCUAGAAGAUCUCACAGGGAUUUUGUCAGAGACCGGCCACAUUCCAGAGCUUCUCCUGGACACUGCCAUCCCUCUCUGUGAGGAGGCCCCUGACAGCCCCGCUGUCCCCCGCCCACAGGACCUCCCAGAAGACCCAAUGGACUUGCAGGGCCAUGCGGAAGUCCCACAAGCCUCAGGUGAAUGUGCUAGGGAAGAAGAUGAGGAGGAUGAGGAGCAGAGGUGGGAAAGGGAGCGAAAGGAAAGACUAGAAAAAAGGCAAAGGGAGCAAGAGGAAGCCAGAGAGCGGGAGCUGCAAGAACUUGAAAGACUGGAGAAAGAGAUGCUUUUGCAAGAGAUGGAGCAACCAGGACUGGGAAAAGAAGAGGAAGAAGAAACUGAACUUAAGAAAAGAGACGAAGAGCAGACGCAAGAGGCAGAUAAUGACGAGGAGGAGUCUAAAGGUGGAAAUCCAUUAGAGAAAUACAUGAAGCUGGUCCUGGAAGCCAGAGAGAAGCAGCAUGUACAGAGCCCUGGAGGAGAAGAAGCAGGACAUACGAGCCCAGAGGCUAAGAGUUUGUCCGAGGAGAAAGAUAACAGCGUGGCAGCAUAUUCACACAAGGAUGAAGAUGAUGAUUUCUGGUGAGCUGCUUGUUCCAGAGUGCCGUCAUAAACUGACGAAUCAUACAAGCCUCUGCAGUCUUGUACUGUUUUUAACACGUGUGAAGCAUUUAUUGUUUAUUUUAAUAUUUUGCUUUUCAGUAUGUACAGUGUAUUUGUCACAAUAUGUAUACCAACUCUAUACAGUAUGUUUGAAUAAAUCAUAUUGGAUUUUUUUUUAAUUUAAUUUCAUUUAUUUGGAUUUACUAUACACCCUCAAAACAAGAUCUUUCUAUCACACAUAAGAAACAACAUCACAACAGAGUAUUUUUAUUUUUUUAUUCAUAAAAACAGUCAACAGGCCAGUUGAGUAAUGUCAUGAAGGGGUUUUCAGUCAGACAGGAUGCUGGAUUGUUGUCCUCCUGGUGAUUGAUAGGUAGCCUUUAUUCUUUAGUUUUUGGUUUAUUCAACAGGAAACACAGCACACGAAGAUGAGAUGUACAUUCGCUUCAUGUACAUCUCACUUCUUUCUCCUUGGCCACUGUGCACCUGUGGCUAUUAGUCCUGCAGAGAACUAUGCAGGUUCUGUCCACCAACAUCUCCCAGAUACUGAGUAAAACUCAAUGGCAUUCAUACUUUGGCUAAAUUUACCAUUUAGGUUGCCGUACAAUUUUAUAAAUGACUGGUGUUGCAACUAAUUGUUAUUUGAAAGGUGAAUUAAAAGUUCAGCAUCAGCAAUUCACGAGGAAGCCCUUGACAUUCAUAGAAAAUACAGGUAUACUAUGAGGCAACAAAAUAAUAUAAGACUCAUAUACCUUCACUUGAAGAAAAAGGAAGCACUAUAACUAAUUAUACAUAAAAAUGGAUUAAUUUGUAUGCAGAAUAAAAAGGAAACAGGCAAACACUGCCUACUACUGAUGUCAGUAUACAUGACUGCACAUCACAUAUCACUGCAGAAACGGCUGUCUUCAUGCAACAAAGAAACCAGUAACUCAUCUAAUAGAAACAAAAGAUUACAUGAGUAAUUAUGUCAGCAUUAUGACAUUUGCACAUCAAAACAGGUGCAAUAAUAGAAAAUUAAGAACAAAAAUUAAGUAAUUAUAUCUUUCAAAAUAAGAAAAACGCACUAAGAAUCCUGACUUGUAACAAGUUAACAUUUGAACUUGUUACAAACUAAAAGGCUGCCUUGAUCUUUUCCCAUUUGCAUUAAUGAAUAUACAUGGUCCAAACUUUAAAGAUAUUGAAUAUGCUUUUGUCUGAUUAUUGGCUACAGUUCACAUUUAGCAAGCAUGGCAUUAUCUGUAAAGGUUAAAUCUAAGAUACU
Messenger RNA from Anarrhichthys ocellatus (wolf-eel), 4644 nucleotides. RefSeq names its product OFD1 centriole and centriolar satellite protein (gene ofd1). Gene Ontology annotation, biological process: epithelial cilium movement involved in determination of left/right asymmetry. The transcript has 23 exons. NCBI's taxonomy places the organism in Eukaryota, Metazoa, Chordata, Actinopteri, Perciformes, Anarhichadidae. Gene Ontology annotation, molecular function: protein binding. Gene Ontology annotation, cellular component: centrosome; ciliary basal body. The coding region runs from base 163 to 3366 and encodes 1067 amino acids. The record is from RefSeq and is a predicted model, not a curated record.